UUAGACAAGUAGCUGAACAAUUGGAAUUUACCUACUGUGGUGUAGUUAUAAUGCUGCUCUGAGUUUCUUAAUGCUGAAAAUAGCAGUUGGUCUGUCACCUAAACACUGUACAACUCCAUUAUUGCAGUUCUCAACAGCAUGAGGCUGUUUAUUACUUUGCUGAUCAGCACUCAACUCUUCCAGGUCUCCUUUGCAGCUUCUUACAGAGCCAUUUCCUGCAAUGAGGCACGGGUAGUAAAGGCAGCAGAUCUAGCAGUGGAACACAUCAAUGCUGACCAGCCAGCAGGAUACAAGUACACGCUAAACAAAAUUGAAAAUGCCCAGGAAGUCAGGGGGAAGCAAGGUGUGUCCUCUGCUUACUUGGAGUUUGAGGUAUUGGAGACUAGGUGCCACUCACUGAACCCAAAACCUGUGGCAGAAUGUGAAGUACGAUCAGGCCCUGAGGCUAUUUCUGGUGACUGUAAAGUCCAAUUACAAAUCAACCCAACGACACGACUCGUUCGGAUUCACAAAUACCGAUGUUUAAUAUCACCAGACUCAGAUGACAUGGUUUUGAGUAGAUGCCCAAGCUGCCCACAUCGCAUACCAUUCAACCAUUCAGAUGUCAAUCCAGCUGUCAUGAUGGCAUUACAAAAAUAUAACAGAAACAACAGCACAACAAACUAUUUUUCAGUCCAGCAAAUAACAAGAGCUGCCUCUCAGGUUUUAGCUGGGAAGAAAGUAUUUGUUGAGUUUACAAUCCAAGAAACUGUAUGUACUAAAGCUACCAAGCUUCAAGAUUGUCCAAGGAGUAGAGAAGAAUCUGCUACUGGUAACAAGGGCUUCUGCACGGCCUCUGUGUAUAAACCUAUUUCUGGGAAGGAGAAAGUGGAAGUGAAUUGUGAGCUCUAUAGACCAAAGGUAGCGGUCAGUUCAGCUAAAGUAGUGGGAGCAGGCCCUAUCAAACAAAGAAACAGUAAAAGAAAAGGACAACGAAAUAAGAGACAAUCCAGUCCUGAGCAGCAACAUCGCAUUAAACAGCUGAAACCACGAAGUGGAACUCCCAGGAGAAUUGAAUCCUCUGAGGAAGUGCAAGGUGCGCUUGGUUUCGUUAUUGGCUCAGGACGUGAAAUUACCUUUCCAACGCUGCCUGCACCUCAAAAUACUUGCCCUGGUAGGGCCAGGCACUUUAGAGGAACUGUUCAUUCUAUUUAAGCAGGCUAUGAAAUAUAUCCAUCCAACAAGGAGAUUCCCUGAAGGCAGAAAAUCCAAUUUUUUUUUAAAUUAGAGAGUAAGUUAUAUUGAGAACGAAGAAAACACAUCUGUAAAAGCUGUGUAUAACUGAUUCAGAUAAACAAAACAAUAAAGCACUUUGCAAUAAA
Molecule: messenger RNA, 1361 nt
Organism: Chiloscyllium plagiosum (whitespotted bambooshark)
Lineage: Eukaryota; Metazoa; Chordata; Chondrichthyes; Orectolobiformes; Hemiscylliidae
Product: fetuin-B-like
Biological process (GO): negative regulation of endopeptidase activity
Cellular component (GO): extracellular region
Molecular function (GO): cysteine-type endopeptidase inhibitor activity
Source: RefSeq, a predicted model, not a curated record